Messenger RNA from Cucurbita pepo subsp. pepo (vegetable marrow), 3104 nucleotides. NCBI's taxonomy places the organism in Eukaryota, Viridiplantae, Streptophyta, Magnoliopsida, Cucurbitales, Cucurbitaceae. The record is from RefSeq and is a predicted model, not a curated record.
GAGAAUAAAAAUCUUAAUUUCAGUUAACGAGAACCAUAUUAAUAUAAUGUCUACAAUCUUUUCAUGUCAGACCGGCAGAGCAAAGGCGCCACUGCAGUUACGCAGAUCCUCCCAUCUGCACAUCCUCUGAAUUUGCAUUGUUCUUGCGUCGACUUUGAAUUUUCGAUUCUUUCUGUCGUUCCUUAGGUGAGGGCGGACACAUGAAAUUCUCCGUGAUUUUUCUUUUGAUUUGUUUAAUUCUCUUUGCUCGGUCGAAAUGCAUUCACGGUGAAGACGCCAAGGAAAACAAACUUCGGGAGCGAGAAGCCUCCGAUGAUGUCCUUGGAUAUCCUGAGAUAGACGAGGAUGCUUUGUUGAAUACACAAUGUCCAAAGAAUUUGGAGCUAAGAUGGCAAACGGAAGUGAGUUCUAGCAUAUAUGCCACGCCCUUGAUCGCUGAUGUUAACAGUGAUGGGAAACUUGAGAUAGUGGUUCCAUCUUUUGUUCACUACCUUGAAGUUCUUGAAGGAUCUGAUGGAGAUAAAAUGCCAGGCUGGCCUGCUUUCCAUCAAUCGACUGUGCACGCUAGUCCUCUUCUAUAUGAUAUUGACAAAGAUGGUAUGAGGGAGAUAGCUUUGGGGACAUACAAUGGAGAAGUACUCUUUUUCAGGGUGUCAGGAUAUAUGAUGCCAGACAAGUUAAAGAUACCACGUCGCCGUGUGCGCAAGAAUUGGUAUGUGAAUCUAAAUGCAGUUCCAGUGGACCGGUUUCAUCCAGAUGUUCAUGAUGAACAACUUGUCAUGGAAGCAAAUAAGACAAAAUCAAUGGCUCUUCCAGUGGACCGGUUUCAUCCAGAUGUUCAUGAUGAACAACUUGUCAUGGAAGCAAAUAAGACAAAAUCAAUGGCUCAAACAAAUAAAAGCAUUCCAGAGUUAAGCCAUUCAACCGGGCCCACGAUGAAUCAAAGUGCGAUUGAACUAAAAACAUCAGCUACCAAAUCAACACAAAUGCUGAAUGAUUCAGAUUUGGUGAAUAAUAGUAAGGUAAACGACAGCAAUGUUGUACCAGAUAUUGUCCUACCUACAAGCAUGGCCAACAAUACUUCUACGAAUCGUACCGGAAUACAUGAUGGUAAGAAAGGAACUGGGAUCAGUAGACGACUUCUGAAAGAUGGUGACUCCAAACAAUCUCAAGAAGAUGGUUCUAGGUCCAAGGCAGACGGUAGUGGAGAUGCUCAUGUUGCCACCGUUGAAAGUGAAGAAGCUUUGGAAGCAGAGGCUGAUUCAUCAUUUGAGAUAUUCCGUGAAAAUGAUGAGCUGGCUGAUGAUUACAAUCAAGAAGAUGAUGAUUAUAACAAUGGAUCCACGUGGGGAGAUGAGGAGUGGACUGAAGUUAAGCAUGAAAAAGUAGAGGAGUAUGUGGAUAUUGACGCACAUUUGUUGUGCACUCCUGUCAUAGCUGACAUUGAUAAUGAUGGAGUGUCUGAAAUGAUUGUAGCUGUUUCAUACUUUUUUGAUCAUGAGUACUAUGACAACCCAGAGCACAUGAAAGAAUUGGGCGAUAUUGAUAUUGGGAAAUAUGUAGCUGGUGCCAUUGUUGUUUUCAAUCUGGAUUCGAAGCAAGUGAAGUGGAUAACUGAACUAGACUUGAGCAUAGAUUCUGCAAAAUUUCUUGCUUAUAUAUAUUCCUCCCCUACUGUCGUUGAUUUGGAUGGUGAUGGGAAUUUGGACAUUCUUGUUGGAACUUCUUUUGGCUUGUUCUACAUCUUGGAUCAUCAUGGCAAGGUGAGAGAAAACUUUCCUCUUCAAAUGGCUGAUAUUACGGGAGCAGUUGUUGCAGCUGAUAUCAAUGAUGAUGGAAAAAUUGAACUUGUGGCUACGGAUUCACAUGGAAAUGUUGCUGCCUGGACUGCUCAAGGUCAAGAAAUUUGGGAAAAGAAUCUAAAAAGCCUCAUACCACAGGGUCCAUCCAUUGGCGAUGUCGAUGGGGACGGUGACACUGAUGUGGUGGUGCCAACGGUAUCAGGAAAUAUAUAUGUUCUAAGUGGCAAGGACGGGUCAUUUGUUCGUCCAUACCCAUAUCGAACCCAUGGAAGAGUAACGAAUCAAAUUCUUCUCGUUGAUCUGAACAAACGUGAUGACAAAAAGAAGGGACUCACUUUAGUCACAUCAUCAUUUGAUGGGUAUCUAUAUCUCAUUGAUGGACCUACAUCGUGUGCCGAUGUUAUCGACAUCGGCGAGACUUCAUAUAGUAUGGUUCUUGCUGAUAAUGUUGAUGGUGGAGACGAUCUUGAUCUUAUUGUCACAACCAUGAAUGGAAAUGUUUUCUGCUUUUCAACCCCUUCUCCUCAUCAUCCACUCAAGACAUGGAGAUCAGCUAAUCAAGGAAGAAACAAUGUUGCAGUCCGGCACAACCGUGAAGGCAUUUUCGUUUCGCAUUCGUCAAGAACAUACCGUGACGAGGAAGGCAAGAACUUCUGGAUGGAGAUCGAGAUUGUAGACCGUUACAGAAACCCAUCUGGGACUCAAGCACCAUAUAACGUUACCACAACCUUGAUGGUUCCUGGCAAUUACCAGGGAGAGAGGAGGAUAAAACAGAACCAGAUGUUCAAAGAACCAGGCAAGCAUCGGAUUAAACUGCCGACAGUGAGUGCAAGGACCACAGCCACUGUUUUGGUGGAGAUGGUUGACAAGAAUGGACUCUAUUUUUCAGAUGAGUUCUCCCUCACAUUCCAUGUGUAUUAUUACAAGUUCCUGAAGUGGCUUCUUGUCCUCCCAAUGCUUGCAAUGUUUGGUGUCCUCAUGAUCCUUCGUCCGCAAGAGCCCAUGCCAUUGCCAUCAUUUUCACGGAACACUAACCUAUGAUCAUAGCCCCACAUGAAAUGCGGAGCCAUAGUAACAUGGCAUAUGAUCCGAGAGCUGGACGAUGCCAAAAUUUUUGUAAUACAUAUGUUUAGAGUUCAUUGUUGAUCUAAUCUAUCGACUCGUUGAACCCGAGUCCAAUUCAAAUUUUUGAUGAUGGAGUAAUGAAGUUUCUUAUGAACUUCUAUCUAGAAGGUAGACAGAACCCGAGUCCAAUUGAAAUUUUUGAUGAUGGAGUAAUGAAGUUUCUUAUGAACUUCUAUC